AUGUCAGACGGAAACAACGAAGCUACUGGAACAGUUACUACAGUUGUUGCAGUGGUAGUGAUAGGUCUCCUGAUUUAUAGUUGCUGCAGAUGUCGUACUAAGACGAAUGAAGGUAAAACAAUGAAAGCACCAGGGCAGGAUUUUCGCAUACCAAGGGAAGAAUUUGUCGAAAAUCCUUCUGGCUAUUUCAGGAACUUGCGCAAGAAGAAUGGUUGGAGAAGUGGACCAAAUAGGAAUUUGGUUGUUGUAAUUAAACAUGGUUUGAAUACUGUAGUGAAAAUGGUUGGACACAAUGAUUAG
Dovyalis caffra is the source of this 300-nucleotide messenger RNA. The record is from the annotation of a GenBank genome assembly. Lineage: Eukaryota; Viridiplantae; Streptophyta; Magnoliopsida; Malpighiales; Salicaceae.